Molecule: messenger RNA, 713 nt
Organism: Strigops habroptila (Kakapo)
Lineage: Eukaryota; Metazoa; Chordata; Aves; Psittaciformes; Psittacidae
Gene: PFDN1
Product: prefoldin subunit 1
Exons: 4
Coding region: 221-589 (122 amino acids)
Biological process (GO): protein folding
Cellular component (GO): prefoldin complex; cytoplasm
Molecular function (GO): protein folding chaperone
Source: RefSeq, a predicted model, not a curated record
CCCCGCUCCGGGCACGGCACCAGCUGCAGCAUUCCCUCACUCCGCGGUGCCAAGCCCGGUUGCUGCCUCGGACACUGACUCCACGCUGUGACCUCCGGCACCUCCCCUCGGCUCCCCCUCCUGCCCGCACCCAGCCCGGGGCACCCCGCUCCGCCCCGUCCAUGCACAGCAGGACGCGCUGCCGGCGCUCCCCCCCGCGCAGGCGCUGUGCGCAGGCAAGAUGGCAGCGCCCGUGGACCUGGAGCUGAAGAAGGCUUUCACGGAGCUGCAGGCGAAGGUGAUAGACACGCAGCAGAAGGUGAAGCUGGCCGACAUCCAGAUCGAGCAGCUCACCAAGACGAAAAAGCACGCACACCUCACCGACACCGAGGUCAUGAUGCUGGUGGACGAGACCCGCAUGUACGAGGGCGUGGGGCGGAUGUUUAUCCUUCAGUCUAAAGGAGUGAUUCAUAAUCAGCUCUUAGAAAAACAGAGAAUAGCCGAAGAGAAAAUUAAGGAAUUAGAGCAGAAGAAGUCGUACCUGGAGCGGAGCGUGAAGGAAGCAGAAGAUAACAUCCGGGAGAUGCUGAUGGCACGAAGGGCACAGUAACCCUGCGGCUCCCCCCAACCUCCUGCGACCCCCUCGGGGUGGUUUUGGGCAGCUCUGCCCGAGUGCUGCUGCCCACUGUGAGAGCUCCUGUGGCAGCUCCAAUAAAACUGCUGCAAAGCCUGGC